This is a messenger RNA of Spodoptera littoralis (African cotton leafworm), 690 nucleotides long. The record is from the annotation of a GenBank genome assembly. Lineage: Eukaryota; Metazoa; Arthropoda; Insecta; Lepidoptera; Noctuidae.
AUGAGUGUCAGCAAGGAGGUAAUGCAAGGAGACAUACCCAAACUGUGUUUGCUGGUUGCUACACUGGCACUUGGGAGCGUGGCGGGAAGUGGCGGCGCCUGCGAGCGUGGCGUGAGCUGGUGGGACCGGCAGCGUGGCACCUGUGUGCCCUGCACCCGAUGCGACCCUGCCAAACGGCUGGUCGUCAGAUACCCCUGCGAGAUCCACAGAGAUACAAUCUGCCAGUCGUUGUUCGAGGCCCAGAUCUCUCCAUUCAAUACACCGAAACAGGUGCUUAAAAAAAACAAUGAAACGAGUGAACUGGUUCCCAGUGAUGAGGAGUACGAGUAUGUGGACUACGAUAGUGAAGUGACAUCUAAUAAUGGAGUGUCGUGGGACCUGCAAACGAUCAGCCUGACCGUGGCUGCGAGCGGCUGCCUCGUGUUCUUUGUCGUGGUCCUGGUGAUGUCUCUCUACCAUGCAAGGCAGUGGAGAGUUAUUAAGCGAGCGCUUAAAUCAGAUGUACAAGAUUUAACGGCGAAGCUAAAGUUAAUGGAGGCUGGAGGUGAAACGACAGCAGCGCCAGUCGUGGCGACCGACCACCACAUCUACUGCAACAUUCACAACUUGAGCAAGGAUGCAUUGCUUGGUUCAAAUUCAACGAAAAAAGGAUUAGGCAAUGUGUACACACAAGAGAAGCACAACUCAUAA